CUCAAAUCGAAGCUGCUUUGUUUUCAUCUAGAUAGGGAGUCCUUUUGCUUGAACAUGGCUUUUUACAAAGCAGAGUCUAUGCAAUUUUCUGGUGGAUCUGGUCAGUGUGGUGUAGGUGGUAUGCAAGGUGGUUAUGGCCAAGUAGGUGGUGGUUAUGGCCAAGCUGGCUAUGGUCAAGGCUGUGGCCAAGGUUUUGAGCAAAAAGUUGGUUUUGCUUAUGAUGCUGCUCAAUGUCAAGGCUUUGGUGGUGGUGCAGUCGGGGGAGGCUUUGGUGGUGGUGCUGCUGGAGGAGGCUAUGGUGGUGGUGCUGCUGGAGGAAGCUAUGGUGGUGGUGCUGCUGGAGGAGGCUAUGGUGGUGGUGCUGCUGGAGGAGGCUAUGGUGGCGCUGAUGCAGGCUAUGGAGGCGGUGAAAUGUUUUUUAGCGGCAAUGAGAAACAGACAAUGCAGAAUCUUAACGACCGCUUUGCUACGUAUCUGGACAGAGUCAAACAGUUAGAGGCAGCAAAUGUUGAUCUUGAAAAAAAGAUUAAGGAAUUCUUAGACAAGCAAAGAGCUGGUAGCACCACAGGGGAAGGAAAAGACUACUCACCCUACUUUAAGACCAUUGAAGAUCUAAAGGCUAAAAUUAUUGUAGCCUUCAACAACAAUAAUACCAUAGUCUUGCAGAUCGACAACGCCAGAUUGGCAGCAGAUGAUUUCAAGCUGAAGUACGAAAAUGAGCUUACUCUGCGCAGAGCUGUAGAAGCUGACAUUGUCGGCCUACGCAAAAUAUUGGAUGACCUGACCCUGUCCAAAUCUGACAUGGAAUCUCAGGUUGAAAGCCUUGUUCAAGAAAUUGCUCUUACUAAGAAGAACCAUGAUGAGGAGGUUAAAGGAGGCCAACAAACAACUGUUGGUGAUGUCAGCGUAGAAAUGAAUGCUGCUCCAGGAAGUGAUCUGCUAAAGAAAAUGAAUGAUAUGCGAGAGCAGUAUGAGGCUCUGGCUGAGAAGAAUCGCAAGGAAGCAGAAGAACAAUUCAAGAAGGCGAGUGAAGGUUUGCAGAAGCAAAUACAAGUUGUAGUAACAGAAGAGAAGACCACCAAGAGUGAGGUUUCUGAAUUGAAGAAGACACUUCAAGCCUUGGAGAUUGAGCUUCAGUCACAACUUGCAAUGAAAAAAUCUCUUGAAGAAACCUUAGCACAAACAGAAGGACAAUACUGCGCAAAGAUUGCCCAGAUCCAGAUGCGCAUUACCGCUGUUGAGGAGCAACUAACACAGAUCAGGUCAGAGAUGGAGUGCCAGACUGCUGAAUAUGAAGAUCUGCUGGACAUCAAGACAAAAUUAGAGGCCGAGAUUGCAACAUACCAAAAACUCAUGGAUGGCAGGUAAGAAAUUGCAUUGCAA
This is a messenger RNA of Nanorana parkeri, 1383 nucleotides long. Its product is annotated as keratin-3, type I cytoskeletal 51 kDa-like. The transcript has 6 exons. Lineage: Eukaryota; Metazoa; Chordata; Amphibia; Anura; Dicroglossidae. Gene Ontology annotation, molecular function: structural molecule activity. The coding region runs from base 55 to 1368 and encodes 437 amino acids. The record is from RefSeq and is a predicted model, not a curated record.